AUGCUCACUCGCAGAAGUGGGAUCGAUCGGGUUGCAGCGGCCGAGAUCGAAAUAUCGAAUAUGCCACAUGGCGGACCGAUCACACUCACCAUACAGAGUACAGGAGCGGCAAGUCGGGGCUGUGAGAUCGAGCAGGGAGGACGCGUCAUCUCGGAGCUCAGGGUCCAGAACGACAGAGAAGCUCAAGCAUACACCGACACCUACGUUCAAGCCAUCUCGACGGACUUCCCUCGUCGACAUCGCCAUCAGCAACUUCCAGCGUCCUCCAUCUGCCGUACGCCGCGGGCUCCUCUAUCCCGCAUCGAUCUGCAAGUGAAGCCGCAGCAGCGAGCCACUCUUGAUUCAAGUCAACCCAGCAUACUUCAGCCCAUCGUUCGAACCUAG
This is a messenger RNA of Pseudozyma hubeiensis SY62, 384 nucleotides long. RefSeq lists its product as hypothetical. The record is from RefSeq and is a predicted model, not a curated record. Lineage: Eukaryota; Fungi; Basidiomycota; Ustilaginomycetes; Ustilaginales; Ustilaginaceae. The transcript is spliced from 2 exons. Bases 1 to 384 code for a protein of 127 amino acids.